CCUUAGUAUCCAUUGACGUCCCACAACAAUUAAACUUAUGAAAUAAAACGAAUUUUAUGUUUUUUUAAAAAAAAAGCACUUCACAAAUGUGUAAUACAAUACAUUAUGGGUUCAGAUACCGCCAGGGGUCUACACAUCUAUAAAACUAGAGGAUUUGUUGUUCAGAUUUAGUUUAUACAACAUUCAAAUGUCAGAUAGUAGCGAAAAAAGUAAUCUCAGUAGAGUUGAAGCCAGUAUCAAAAAUAGGAGAGGACGGCCAACUGGACAAACAAAUAAGGAAGGACACAAUGCUGGUCGCAAACGCAAACAAAUUGUUAAUCAAUCCUUUAUGACAAAUUUUUUGACAAAGACCCCCGAGGAGACGGUACAAUCUGAAGCCUCCACAUCAGCUGCAGCAGAUAAUGAGCAUAUUUUAUUUGGUAACACUGAACAGCUAAAUGCAGCUGGUAUUGAAGAAGACACACAUAAUAUUACUGCUUCUUUAAGUUCCGAGGGAGUUGAAGAAACUGAAGAUGAUUCAAAUGAGGAUGGAGUCGAAGAAACUGAAACUGAUUCCGAUGAGUUCGAGGAAUUGAAUGAGGAAGCAUUUAACAUCCUAGACGAGUUUGCUUCUUCAUUACCUUCUGACAGUGAAGUUGCUAAAUACCACGAAGCUCUUCAGCAAAGAUUGGGAGGAAACAACAAAAACAAGAGUCACCCCCCUGAUGAAUAUAAAAGAGGGACAUUUUGGACACAGACGCGGAACCCUUCUUUUAUUUUGGCGAAGGCUGCAGAUCCGUCGGAGCUGUACCACCCAAGAACGUUCAUUUGGCUACCUGACCAUUUGCAUGAUAACUUGGAUUUGACAAAAAAACAAAAGCAAGAAGAAUUAUUGAUCUGA
Messenger RNA from Mucor mucedo, 880 nucleotides. RefSeq lists its product as uncharacterized. NCBI's taxonomy places the organism in Eukaryota, Fungi, Mucoromycota, Mucoromycetes, Mucorales, Mucoraceae. The record is from RefSeq and is a predicted model, not a curated record. The transcript is spliced from 3 exons. Bases 188 to 880 code for a protein of 230 amino acids.